AUCAGAAGAAGAAGGUCUCGUUUGCACGAACCUCGAGCUCGGAGCACGGGAGGACGUACCUGAUUGAUCGCAAAACGCCACCUGUCGCGAUCAAAGAGAAGGCGUGGCAGACGACUCGAAGGUUGGGUUGGUGGACUCGUUGAGGGAAGGGGAUGUCUGUCGUGUUUGUAUGUGGUUCUGUGGUCGACUUGAUGUGUUUGUAUUUUGCUCACAGGGUCAUCCUGGGGGAGGGUUUGCAGUGCUGGUCACCGCUGCUGAAAUUGUCCCGAACAUUUCUUGCUUGUAUACUCUAUGGUUUCUCUUGGAUAUCGGCAUACCGAUCCUCUGCCAGGGAGAGGAAGGCGACGUUAGUUUGCUACUUGUAGCAAAUAUUAGCAUACCUGGGAGGAAUUCCAACGCUUUCCCCAUUGGCUUUUUUGGUUGUGAUGAAGGCAGGCGAAGACACCAUGGUUCUCUCUCUCUCUACCUUUCAGCUCGAAAACCUGGGACAUUUCAAAUGUCAUUCCAGCACAGCACCAGCGAGGCUGCCCGAGCGAAGGAUCGCAUUGGGAAGUAUGCUGGACAAUCAAACGUGGCACCAAGUAGCAUCUAACUCGAUCAUCUUGGAUCCGAAGAGAUCGAAGAUCACGGCGGCGCAUUUGCCGAAAUCGGGACAUAGGCGGGAAGCGUACACGCUCCCUGUACCAUAAAUGCGUCCUGGGUGCUCAACAAGAGAGGCGCUCCGUCUCCCGGUCUGACUGGAAAUGGACCAG
Molecule: messenger RNA, 752 nt
Organism: Dissoconium aciculare CBS 342.82
Lineage: Eukaryota; Fungi; Ascomycota; Dothideomycetes; Mycosphaerellales; Dissoconiaceae
Exons: 1
Coding region: 170-592 (140 amino acids)
Source: RefSeq, a predicted model, not a curated record